Messenger RNA from Carica papaya (papaya), 1649 nucleotides. The record is from RefSeq and is a predicted model, not a curated record. NCBI's taxonomy places the organism in Eukaryota, Viridiplantae, Streptophyta, Magnoliopsida, Brassicales, Caricaceae.
UCUCUCUCUGUGUCUGUGCAUCCGCAUCAUCGCCUUUUCGCCGCUGUUGCAGAGAAACCAAAAAAAAAAAAAAAAGCAACUUUAAAGACGACGAGAGAGAGAGAGAGAGAGGGAGAGAGAGAAAGCGGAGAGAAGAGAUUCAGAAUUUCAGAUUAACGAGCCUUAAACAUGCAUUAAAUUGAGAAAGCAAAGAGUUAUCAGAUAACUUCUUGUUUCACUGCCUGAUUAUCCUCGUCUUCCUCCUCUGAUUUCGAUAAUUCAUCGUCUUCUUCUUAUUUUUCUCUCUCUUUUUAUUGAACUUUCUCUUCUCUCUCACGCAUAAGCACGCUUUAUCUUUUAUACAUCUGUUCCUGACUUCCUGAAACCUAUACAUACAUGUAUACACACUCACACAGGCAUAUACAGAUAUAUAUCGAACUCUGAUUCGGACGGCUACGAUCUUCUCGUCCCAAGCAAUCGUACGGCUAGGGCUUCCCUGUCAGCUCUCUCUAUCUACUGAAUAAGUUCCAUAUUUUCAAUACAAGUAGACCAUGGAGCCUAAUGGUCAUAGGAGAGUCAAAAGGAAGGACCAUUUUGGCCAAGAAAAUGGUGAUGUCAGUUUAUCUAGUGUUGGUGAUGAUCUUGACCCAUGGACUGCAUGGGCAUACCAGCCUCGUACCAUUACUUUGUUACUAAUUGGUGCAUGCUUUCUGAUUUGGGCAAGUGGAGCCCUUGAUCCUGAAAGUAGCACAUCUGGUGAUCUAGUAACAUCUGUCAAAAGGGGCGUAUGGGCUAUGAUUGCAGUCUUUCUUGCUUAUUGCCUGCUGCAGGCUCCUUCUACGGUCCUUAUUAGGCCUCAUCCUGCUAUUUGGCGCUUAGUUCAUGGAAUGGCUGUUGUCUACCUGGUUGCACUAACAUUUUUGCUUUUCCAGAAGCGUGAUGAUGCUAGACAAUUUAUGAAGUUCCUACAUCCUGAUCUUGGUGUUGAACUGCCGGAAAGAUCAUAUGGUGCUGACUGUCGCAUUUUUAUUCCUGAUAAUCCAACAAACAGGUUUAAGAAUGUUUAUGAAACGCUUUUUGAUGAAUUUGCUGCUCAUAUCUUUGGAUGGUGGGGAAAGGCAAUUUUAAUACGGAAUCAGCCCCUUUUAUGGGUGCUUUCAGUUGGGUUUGAGUUGUUGGAGUUUACUUUCCGCCACAUGUUGCCAAACUUCAAUGAAUGCUGGUGGGACAGCAUUAUACUUGAUAUUUUAAUAUGCAAUUGGUUUGGUAUUUGGGCUGGAAUGCAUACCGUUAGAUAUUUUGAUGGAAGGACAUAUGAGUGGGUUGGUAUAAGCCGCCAGCCUAAUAUUAUAGGCAAAGUUAAACGGACCUUAGGACAAUUUACACCAGCUCAGUGGGACAAAGAUGAGUGGCACCCCCUUCUUGGCCCAUGGCGUUUUAUACAAGUUCUCAGUCUUUGCAUAAUCUUUUUGACAGUGGAGCUUAAUACAUUCUUCCUGAAGUUCUGCCUUUGGAUUCCUCCCAGAAAUCCUGUGAUUGUGUAUAGGUUGAUAUUGUGGUGGCUUCGCAUCGGAGAUUGGGGAAAAAGAGACGAUGAAUUUGGCGGGUUAGAGGAUCACAGUUUCUUGAAUAGAGCAUUACUCUUGUUAGGUAGUGGGAAAUGCUUCUAA